Messenger RNA from Effrenium voratum, 915 nucleotides. The record is from the annotation of a GenBank genome assembly. Lineage: Eukaryota; Dinophyceae; Suessiales; Symbiodiniaceae.
AUGCACCUGAAUCUUCUGACCAGCUUGGUGCUUGCUUGCCACAGUGAGAGUGACCUGCGGGACCCAUUUGCCAACUUUCACUCCUUCGCGGAGCGAAUAGAGCUCGACAGUAUGCCUGCUGCAUUGGCAGCAGGCCACUUCUAUGCGCACAGAUUUCGACUUCCCAGCCCCGUCGAAAACAUCGUCCUUUGCAUUCCGCAAAAGAAUGGCAAUCGCUACUUUGGGGCGCUGAUGCAUUUGCUGCACUUCGGAGGUGCCCCGGGCUCUGUGGAUGAGAUGCUGCAGGGCAUGUCGAGGUAUGAUCACACCUUGGUGCAAGAGACCGACCGCGUCUGGAUACUGGCUAGGAAUCCCUACUCUCGGAUUUUGUCGCUUUAUUUGCAGAAGGUGGCAAACGCCUGCAAGUUUGGGUCAUUGGGCUGCAACGACUGGGAGGAGCAGAUGAAGCUUGCGAGCAUCAUGGGCUAUGAUGCUUCGAAGCCUCCCAGCUUCCCCGCCUUUGUGGAGCUCAUGGCAGAGAUGAUUCUGCGGCUUCAGGCAAAUGGCAUCACGGCCUGCCUUUUGAACAAGCACUUCUGUUCGCAGACCUCCGGCUGCGCUUGGCGCGAAGCAAAGGAGCUGCUGGUUCUGAAGCUGGAGCAGCAGUGGCAGUGGUUCUGGCCGCUGGUGAGGGCCUUGGGCCUCACGAGCGAGCAGCUCAUGGGCGAGGCCUGGCGGGUCUUCAGCGGCAUGCCGUGCCUCUACGGCCGGAACUGCACGGAUCGCGUGGCGCCCACGCCGCCCCUGGUGGACCGAAUCCACGGCACCGGCGCCAGCCAGCUGCUGGCAGAGCACUACACGCCCAGAGCUGCAGCUUUGGUCCGAGAAAUCUACAAAGCCGACUUCGAGCUGCUUCGUUACGGAGAGCUUUCCUAG